AGAAUGUUCUGCACAGCUCUCCGUCAAUUUUUUCUAUUCCUCGUUUCUCGCCUUUAGCUAAAUCUGUCUUCAACUCGGUAUCGAGUGCAGCGGAGGAAAAAGGUAUGGCGGGGGUCAAAAACAGUAGCAAGGCGUUGUCGGAGGAGGUGCAACCCCGGAAGGCAUUCGGUUUGGCGGCGAAGGAUUCAUCCGGCGUGCUCUCCCCCUUCACAUUCUCCAGAAGGAACAAUGGCGAUGAUGAUGUUACCGUAAAGGUGUUGUAUUGUGGUAUUUGUCACUCAGAUCUCCACAUCAUCAAGAACGAGUGGAAAAUUACUACCUACCCAGUAGUUCCAGGGCAUGAAAUCGUUGGCAUCGUUACAGAAAUUGGUCCCAAUGUUCAAAAGUUUAAAGUUGGAGACAAGGCUGGCAUCGGUUGCAUGGUUGGUUCCUGUCAUUCUUGCGAAGCUUGUGACAACAAUCUUGAGAAUUACUGCUCGAAGAUGAUAUUAACAUAUAAUUCAAUUGAUGUUGAUGGGACGAUCACUUAUGGGGGUUAUUCCGAUAUGAUUGUUGUUAAUGAGCAUUUUGUGGUGAAGUUCCCCGAAAAGUUGGCAAUGGACAAGGCCGCACCACUGUUGUGUGCAGGGAUAACGGUUUACAGCCCCAUGAAGACCUUUAGCCUCGAUGAGCCUGCAAAGCAUCUUGGUGUGGUAGGCCUUGGAGGACUCGGCCAUGUUGCCGUCAAGUUUGGCAAGGCUUUUGGAAUGAAGGUCACUGUUAUAAGCACGUCUUCGAAGAAGAAAGAGGAAGCCAUCAAAACCUUAGGAGCUGAUGAUUUUCUAGUUAGCAGCGAUCCUCAGCUGAUGCAGACUGCAAUGGGUACCAUGGAUGGUAUCAUAAAUACUGUGUCAGCGAAGCAUGAUGUUUUGCCAUUAAUCUUUCUGUUGAAGACCCAUGGAAAAAUGAUCAUGGUUGGUGUACCAAAUGCUCCACUGGAAUUGCCCGUCUUUCCUCUAAUAAUGAGAGGGAAGAUAUUGGCUGGUAGUUCCAUUGGUGGAAUGAAACAGACGCAGGAGAUGAUAGACUUUGCUGCAAAACACAACAUAACUGCAGAUAUUGAGCUAAUCAAAGCUGAUUAUGUGAAUGACGCGAUGGAGAGGCUGGCCAAGGCUGAUGUGAGAUAUCGAUUUGUGAUUGAUGUGGGCAACACUUUGACCGCUGCUUAAAUAUUUGAAGGUUGCAUCUCUCCUGUUUGGUGGAUAAUUAAUGAAUGUUUUGGUCAUUCUACUAUUGUUUAAUGCUUGUUCUAUGUUCUACUCUACAUGCUGCUUUACCUAGUCUUUUGUAUCUCUUUGGGUGAAGACUGUUCAACGAAAUAUAAUGCGAAUUGUGUCAUUUUAUUUUUAUA
This is a messenger RNA of Phalaenopsis equestris, 1390 nucleotides long. RefSeq names its product probable mannitol dehydrogenase. Gene Ontology annotation, biological process: lignin biosynthetic process. Bases 105 to 1208 code for a protein of 367 amino acids. NCBI's taxonomy places the organism in Eukaryota, Viridiplantae, Streptophyta, Magnoliopsida, Asparagales, Orchidaceae. Gene Ontology annotation, molecular function: cinnamyl-alcohol dehydrogenase activity; zinc ion binding. The record is from RefSeq and is a predicted model, not a curated record. The transcript has 5 exons.